Molecule: messenger RNA, 1350 nt
Organism: Adineta ricciae
Lineage: Eukaryota; Metazoa; Rotifera; Eurotatoria; Adinetida; Adinetidae
Source: the annotation of a GenBank genome assembly
AUGGACAACGAUCAAUCACCAACAGUUGUAUCGCCAUUGGCAUUAGGUGGUGCUAUCACUGGCAUAUUUGUGUUGAUAUUUUCGGCUAUUUAUUUAUUCUUUCGCUCACCAUCUUCGUCGAGAACGGAUGAAGUGAAAAACGAAAGUGAAACUAGUAAAACGGAAAGUACGACGAAAAAGUCGUCUUCAAGUAAGGUGGUGAAACAAGAUACAAAGGUCGUUUCUAAAUUCGUUCACCCAUGGUUAUGCGUAUCAUUACGCGCUCAUACCGGAUCAGUUACUGGUCUUGAUUUCAGCCAUAAUGAUAAGUAUCUUGCAUCAGCUGCUGAAGAUGAUAGUGUUCUCUUAUGGCAGACAAAAGAUUUUAAUGAAAAAGAUCAUAAGCACACUCGAGUAAAUAUCGAAUUUGGACAAGCAAAUCAUGUUGCAUUCAGUCCCGAUGGAAAAGCGUUUCUUGUCAACUUAGUCAAAGAAAAUACUAUACGUGUAUAUAAAUUUGAAAAACGUGCUGAUGGUCUACCCACUAAUGUGAAAUCGGUGUUAGAUUUUCCCAAAAAAAAUGAAAGUGACGUGAUUUCUAUCGGCAUUGCUUGCACAGGAAAGUUUAUAAUGUCAGCGGAAGUCAAUAAUAAGAUCGUGAUAUUCGAUAUCAAAGGUGAAGUUUUGGGUAUAGUAGAAACACAUCAGGGACAUUUGAAUUACGCUGCUGUGUCUCCAUGUGGUCGAUUUUUUGGUUCAUGUGGAUUUAUGAGUGAUGUGCGUUUCUAUGAAGUUUGUUUUGAAAAAUCCAAUGGAAAUUUCAAAGAAAUUCGUCGAGCUUUCGACCUUAAAGGACACAAUGCUCAAGUGACAUGUUUCAGUUUGAAUAAAGAUUCAACGCGUGCUGCAACGAUUUCUAAAGAUAAUACAUGGAAAUUAUGGAAUGCUGAUGUGGAUUAUAUUCAUAAACAAGAUCCGAAGUGUUUAUAUACAGGAACAUUAACAUAUCAUAUUCAAGAGCUAGCUUUGAUUGUUCUUUCGCCCGAUGCCCUUUCGGCAGUGGUUUCUAUUGAUGAUCGUAUGAUGUUCUACAAUCUAAGUAGGGAAGGCAAACCUUGCGAACAAGACAUUGCAAAUGUGUAUUCGGAGACUAUCCGUACAUUGGUGAUGGAUAACACCGGACGAUAUGUAGCAUCUGCGGCUGGCCGACAAAUUCGAGUAUUUCAUAAUAUUGCUGGACUGGAAGGUUUGAUCGACGAUUUGACAGAAACAGCACGUACGGCAAAACAGUUAGCAUUAAAAGAACGCAUUGAAGAACAAAUCAAUGAUGCUCGUACAAAAAUCAACAAGAUUCUAAAUGCGACUGCGUAG